Trichomonas vaginalis G3 is the source of this 261-nucleotide messenger RNA. Its product is annotated as K02A2.6-like family. Gene Ontology annotation, biological process: DNA integration. NCBI's taxonomy places the organism in Eukaryota, Parabasalia, Trichomonadida, Trichomonadidae. The record is from RefSeq and is a predicted model, not a curated record. The transcript has a single exon. Gene Ontology annotation, molecular function: nucleic acid binding. The coding region runs from base 1 to 261 and encodes 86 amino acids.
AUGGAGAGUACAUCGAGAGCUUUACAAAACGCAAUCGAUUACAUUCCUAUCGUUCCAUACGAAGUUUUAUCUGAUAAUGGAACAGAAUUUGUCGGCAGACUUUUCCAAGAUGUACUCAAAAGAAAUGGUAUAAAACACCACAGAACAGAGCCGUACAAUCCACAACUCAAUGGCAAAGUGGAGCGUUUCUGGCAAACAAUUUUCUCAGCGCGCAACAAAUUUAUUUCAAUUAGAGAACACAUUCCGGCAGCAAUCAAAUAA